Molecule: messenger RNA, 1840 nt
Organism: Rhineura floridana
Lineage: Eukaryota; Metazoa; Chordata; Lepidosauria; Squamata; Rhineuridae
Gene: UROS
Product: uroporphyrinogen III synthase
Exons: 10
Coding region: 268-1056 (262 amino acids)
Biological process (GO): uroporphyrinogen III biosynthetic process
Molecular function (GO): uroporphyrinogen-III synthase activity
Source: RefSeq, a predicted model, not a curated record
UCCAGCCACUCACUCACCUCAUUUAACUCUUCUUCCUCCUCUUCCUCAUCACUCUCUUCAUCGCUGUCCGAGUCCACCCCCUCGCCGCCGCCUUCCUCCUCCCAGGAAGCGGGCGGCCCUCCUGCUCUCUUUCGCUUAGCUCGAGUGGCCAUGCUGCCGCUUCCUUUCCUGCUGUGCGCCUGCGCCGCGAGCCGGAAGGGAAAGCCGGAGCCAGCCCGGCAGCGAAGGCGAGAGUUGGAUAGAGGCGGGCUCUCUGCGCAGUAAACAAUGAAAGUUCUGUUGCUGAAAGAUCCUAAAGAAGGUGAAAACGGACCAGAUCCAUAUAUAAAUGAACUGAGUUUACAUGGGCUUGAGGCAACAUUAAUCCCAGUUUUAGCAUUUGAAUUUAUUUCUCUUCAAGCUUUCUUUGAAAAACUUUUUCAUCCUGAACAAUAUUCUGGACUAAUUUUUACUAGUCCAAGAGCUGUAGAAGCCUUCAGAUUAUGUCUGGAUGAUAAUAGUAAAAAAGAAGUUUGGAAAAAUUGUCUGAGAGAAAAAUGGAAUACCAAAUCAGUUUAUGUAGUAGGAAAAGCUACUGCUGGCGUAGUAGCAGAAAUGGGCCUCACAUCACAGGGAGAGAACUCUGGAAAUGCUGAAAAACUAGCUGGAUACAUUUGUUCCUGGGAAUCAUCCAAUUCAUUGCCUCUGCUUUUUCCUUGUGGUGCUCUCAAAAGGGAGAUGCUUCCAACAAUACUCAGGGGGAAAGGCAUUGCACUGGAAGGCCUUACCGUUUACCAAACUAUUCAACAUCCUAAUCUUCAAGAAUCCUUGAGGAAUUAUUUCAUACAACAGGGUAUUCCUGCUAGUGUGACAUUCUUCAGUCCAUCUGGUGUCAAAUAUUGUCUGAAGCAGAUUCAGAAAUUGGCUGGCGAUCUCAUUCCCCAAAUUAAGUUUGCUGCUAUAGGUCCAACAACAGCUGAAACUAUGGCUGCUGAAGGAAUCCCAGUGAGCUGCACUGCCCAGAGCCCUACUCCACAGGAUCUCACUGCUUGCAUUAAAAGGAGUCUCCAGUUGUAGAGCUACUGAUAGAUUUUGAGACUAUAUGUGUUUGAUAUUAUGCUAUUUGGAAGAAAUGGCAUAUCUACAAUGAAAUAACUUUUUGUCAGUGUGUGUAACACAUGCAUAUUUGUAGCGUUCAUUGGGACUAGAAGUCAUGUUCAGCUCUGGCUUGUAAGACUCUUGUGUAUAUCUUCAUAUUGUAUUAACAGUGGGGCUGAAUACAAAUUACAGUUAAACUCAGUUGUUAAAAUUGGCCAUAACAGUAGCUGUCUAACACAGUUAGCACCUUGUUUUUUCUUAGCCUGAGAAAUGUGAAAGAUUUAGCACUACUGAGUAAGCUUUAAAAAUAGUAGCAAACUAGCAUUAGGUGCUCUGUUGCCAUCUAAUUAAAUCUUAUAUUUAGUGUAAGUAAUGUUGUUGUAGGCCAGAUGAAGUCUUUGUUGCACCUAAACUCCCUUCAGAAAUACAGAAUAAAAGUAGACUUCUAUAAUGAUCCUCCACCUAAUAUUUAUACAGUCUGUAUUUAUCUUUUUUUGCAUUGCCUUCUAUGUAUUUAACACCUUAUGCAGAUUUUUAAUAAAUGUUCUCUGGUACUGUGAAUAAAUAGCAUAUAGGUGUGACUGUAGGUUAGGCUGUGAAGGUGCUUGUUUGGAUUUAGUCGUGUGUACUUCUGACAAGUGUUCUGUAUAACAGCUAGCUCAGUUUAUACAACAAAAGUGUGUCCUCCAACAAUGUUUUGCAUCAUCCUUAGGAGGAAGGAAAAAUAGGUAUCAUAAUUCCAAUAAAGUAGUUAUGAAAUAUA